AACAGAUAACACAACCUGUCAACUCUGCAAGAUGCAGAAAAGCCAAGUAAAUGUUCUAAAUCGUGGCACAGAGGAUGAAUUGGUAUGCACAGGGUAUAGGCGUAGCAUUGCGAAGACCAUUCUCUGUGUUCUUCUGUCGGUCAUCACUGUUGGAGGACUUCAGCUAGUCUUCUACUGGAAGCCAGAAUGGCGUCUUUGGUGCACCUCGUCAAAGUGCGUCUUAAAGAGAGCCACCAAAGUCCUUUUGCAGAAUCAGUAUAAGGAGGUCUGUGUCGCCGAGGUCAAAUCUCGUCCACUAUCAGAAGCAACUAUUAACAGCUUACAUAUAAACAGCACCCCAACACCCAUGCCCCACAUGGCGCAAGAAUGUGAACCAGAUCCAAACCAAGUCAGCGUUUUCUAUAGCACCAGCACAGAAAACCAGAAGGACACCGAAAGCUCAGACGUUGCGGUGUUAGUGGCGGGAGGAGACGGUGCCAACAACGGAACACACUCGCACCUCUGGUCGUACUCCAGUAUGGAUUCGGAUGAAGAGAUUGAUGACACAAAGGCACUUAUCAACAUUAAGAAGAAAGAGAGUGAGAACAUCUUUCGAUACUUUGAACAUCACAAGCUGUGCUAUUAUUGGAACGAGUCAUGUGACAGCUUUCUUAGACUGUAUGCCUUAGAGGAAAAUACACAGUGUGCAUCCAUUUACAGUUACAAGGGUUAUGACAGUGACCAAAAACAGCAGAGGCAAGAUAUCUAUGGAAGAAACGUCAUUGAUGUUGAAGUCCCUUCCUAUUUAAAGCUGUUUGUGAAAGAGGUAUUGAAUCCAUUCUACAUCUUCCAAAUUUUCAGCAUUAUUUUGUGGAUCAUGGAGAACUAUUUUGUCUACGGAGGCUGCAUCCUCGUCAUCAUAAUAAUAUCACUUGGUGUAUCGCUGUAUGAGACAAAGAGACAAUCAAUCGUCUUACAUGAUAUGGUGGCCCAUGAAUCUACUGUAACUGUAUGCAGGAAUGGAACAGAAGAGGAGAUAAAUUCUGGUGAUGUCGUCCCUGGUGAUUUAAUCUACAUCCCACCACAUGGGUGUAUAAUGAGCUGUGAUGCCGCCCUUAUCAGUGGAAACUGCAUUGUCAAUGAAAGUAUGCUGACAGGAGAAAGUGUACCAGUGACCAAAACACCCCUCCCCUGCCCUCCCCCUACCGAGGGGGAACCCCCACAGUACUAUUCCCCUGAGAACCACAAGCGACACACCCUCUUCUGUGGAACAAAGGUCAUCCAGACAAGGUACUAUGGCUCAGAGAAGGUCAAGGCUGUUGUCAUAAGAACAGGGUUUUCUACUAUGAAAGGUGAUUUGGUGAGAUCAAUCCUGUUCCCAAAACCAGUUGGAUUUAAAUUCUACUCAGAUUCUAUGAAGUUUAUUGGGAUUCUUGCAAUAUUAGCUUCCAUUGGAAUUAUAUAUUCUGUGGUUAUCUUAGCACUCAAAGGUGCCAAGGCAUCAGACAUUGUUUACAAAGCUCUAGACAUCAUCACCGUGGCUGUGCCACCAUCCCUGCCAGCGGCCAUGACAGUGGGGACGGUCUACGCCCAACAGAGGCUGAAGAAAGGGAAGGUUUUCUGCAUCAGCCCUCAGAGAAUCAACAUCUGUGGGAAACUCAAGCUUGUCUGUUUUGAUAAGACUGGUACUCUGACAGAAGAUUCUCUUGAUCUCUGGGGCGUGGUACCCCUCCUGGACCGGACCUUCCAACCAGUAGUCCAGGCUGCCAGCACCCUUCCUAGAGGUCCAUUCCUAGCCGCAAUGGCCACCUGUCAUUCACUGACCAGGAUUGAUGGAGAGCUUGUGGGAGAUCCCCUGGAUCUGAAGAUGUUUGAAGCUACAGAUUGGGAAUUGGAAGAACCCGGACCAGACACCAGCCGUUUCGACACACUAAUACCAACUGUUGUGAAACCCAAAACCAAUGAUACCUUGUAUGCAGCUAGUACAGAAGGAGAGGAGGUGUUUGAGAUUGGGGUAGUACGUCAGUUUCCGUUCACAUCCAGCCUGCAGAGAAUGUGUGUAAUUACCAGGACGAUGGGAGCCAAGUAUAUGGAUAUAUAUGUGAAAGGAGCCCCUGAAAUGAUUGCAUCAUUAUCAGACCCAAGAACUGUUCCUGAGGAUUUCCAGGAGGUGUUACAGAACUAUACUCAGCAAGGCUUCAGGGUUCUAGCACUUGGCUGGAGACAGAUGGAUCCAAAGUUUUCAUGGCAUCAUGCACAGAAAAUACAAAGAACGGAAGUUGAAUGUAAUUUGACGUUCAUAGGUUUGUUGAUCAUGCAGAAUGCCCUCAAACCAGUCACCACAGAAAUCAUCAAACAACUCAACGAUGCUAAUAUACGCACUGUUAUGGUCACCGGUGACAACAUGUUGACUGCUAUCAGUGUUGCAAGGGAUUGUGGGAUGGUUGGUCGCAAGUCAAAGGUCAUCGUCAUCAACGCCCACCCUCCCGGUGCGGACCAACCUGCUCGUAUCGAGUGGAGCUAUGACACCAUGCCAGAUAGAAACUCAGAGUGCCUUUCUUCAAAUUCAGAGUCUUACCAUGAAGAGAUAGCUAUGAGUGUAGAUCAUGAGAAGUAUCACUUUGCGGUCAGCGGCAAAUCUUUUGCCGUUCUCAAGAGCCAUUUCCCAGAACUUAUUGACAAGAUUGUUCAAAGAGGAACUGUCUAUGCUCGUAUGUCACCAGAUCAAAAGACACAACUUGUGGAAGCUUUGCAAAGUUUGGGAUACUGUGUAGGGAUGUGCGGUGAUGGAGCCAAUGACUGUGGGGCUUUGAAGAUGGCUCACGCUGGAAUAUCUCUAUCUGAAGCAGAGGCUUCCGUUGCAUCUCCAUUCACCUCCAUGGUGCCUGAUAUAUCAUGUGUGCCUAAUGUUAUUAGAGAGGGCCGAGCUGCCUUGACGACCUCAUUUGGUGUUUUCAAGUACAUGGCUCUGUAUAGUGUCAUCCAGUUCACAUCUGUUAUGAUUCUCUACUGGAUUGAUUCAAACCUUGGGGACUGGCAGUUCUUGUACGUGGAUCUAGUUAUAACUACCACAGUGGCUGUACUCAUGGGAAGAAACGAAGCAUAUCCAAAGCUUGUGAAGCAACGGCCUGCGGGGAGUAUAACCAACCCAACGAUUCUCAUCUCAAUUGUAUCCGAGAUACUUGUGGUAGCAGUUGUACAGACAACCGGUUACUUUCUUCUUUUUACACAGCCGUGGUUUACACCGUUGACUCCAAGCCACAACCCAGAUGACAACAUCCUGUGCUAUGAAAACUCUGUGAUUUUUCUCAUCUCGUCAUUCCAGUACAUCACCCUGGCAGCUGCCUUCUCUAAGGGGGCGCCCUAUCGUCUUCCAAUUUAUACUAAUUUUCUAUUCUUGAUCGCACUCAUCGUUCUAGUAUCUACAACAGUGGUGAUGCUGUUCUUACCGGUUCAGUGGUCUGUGUUUACUAACUUUCUGCAGCUGAAACAGAUUGCUCCAGUCAGCCUCAAGUUUGCCCUUAUCAUCGGAGCACUGGUGCUAUUUAAUAUCCUGUUUGCCUUUAUCAUGGAGUCUUGCGUUGUCGACUUACCCGCCCUCAAACGAGCCAUCCGGCCACUGCGUUGUAAGAAGAAGCCCAAGAACCGGUAUAAACUGGUUGAAGCCGACCUGAACAAGGACCCUUCCUGGCCUCCUGUUGGACAUACUACGACCACCAAUAGCAAGAUUUUCAAUGGGAGCAUCAAUUCUGCGUGAUGAUUCUUGACGGUUUUGCCUAAAGAGCUUUCUCAUUUUCACAAACAUUUUGUACUCAAUUCCCACCUAAGAUUAAUAUAAUAUAAUGAAAAGCACUGCCGAUAUGACAAUCAAUUUACAUAUUUCAGUGACGUCAUUUGAAGUUAACUUCUGUAACAAGUGUGUUUUUGUAACUACCUUGUGUCAUAUAACUUAUUAUCAAUGAUAUGUGCUAAAAUUCUAUGAAUUCGAUUCAGUUAUUUUCAAAUGACAUAACUUCAAUAACAUCAUAAGAUGUUAGGAAUAUUAGACAAGUAGCUUAUAACUAUCGUUUGAAUGGACUGUAUUCUGAAGUCCUUGAUUUAGAUCAUGGUCUAACUAUAUGCUAAAAUGAUGGGAAGUUGAAAAUAUCAAAAGUCUGUUUACAUCGUUUGUUUCUUAUGUUUACUUUGCUCUAUCCACCACGACCUGACAGUUAUGAAAGAUUUGAGUGUCAAAAUAGCUGAUGAAUCUGUUUACAUGACUAGACGAUUGAUCCCCUAUAUGUAUUUAUUUGGCAAACAGUUCCAAUAAUCAUUUUUAAGCAAAAUUGUCUGCUUGGGUUUCUGACUUGACAGUUUCAUCUUCAAAAUUAUUUUAUUCCAUAUUGUUUUUAUUCAAUGUAAUAAUAAUAAUAUGUCAAUUUAUAUAGCGCAGUUACUAUGUGCAUAUACUCAACUGCGCUUUGAUACAUGGUAUCAUAUUAUUACUGUAAUGAUAAUGAUACUUUCCAACAAAUUAGAAUAAUUGCUUUAUUUUUAAAAAGAUUUUUGUUGUUGAUGGAAGUGGAAUGUGAAUAAAAAUUGUACUAAUUUUGUUAUAUGAGGUGGAGGAAAAUGGUGGAGGAUAAGUCAUCUUCAGUUUUUUAAUACUUUUAAUUUUCUAAUAUUCAGCGAUUUUAUCUUUAUACAUGUUAUACACUUUAGGUGCAAUGAAGUGAAUCUAAGUUCAAUUUCUGAUUUGGGUUUAUUAUUAUGCCAUUGCUGAAGUCUAAAAUGCACUCAAAUUUGAGUAAAAUCUGCACACGCUAUGGAGAUGGUUAUGUGUAUCUAUUUCUCAUUUUAUUGUGGAUUUUAUCACGCCAGUAGGUAUGGACAGCCAAUAGACGAGAAAUAUGAUUUAUACCAAAAUAUGUAAAGUAUAGUACAGCAAUUGUUUAUUUAUGAUAAUUUACAUUAUUGGCAGCCAAUGGCUGAAAAAUAUAUGUUUACAUAGAUCCAAGAUGAAGAACAUAAAAUAACAUCAUACAAAGAGUGAAUAAAUCAUAAAUGUAGACAUGCGAUACAUAUACACAAAACAAAAAUAAUUGAUAUAAAUUGAAUCAAUCAAUUUAUCCUGUACUGCAAAUUCGGCUUUUUUGCAAUAAGAUAUUUUGCACUAUGUGUACAUAUAUCUGUUAUAUAUUUUUUUACAUUUGUUAUACAGGAACAGAAAUUGAUUCAAAUAUAUUAUGUUCUAUUUAUUGUAGUAUUGUAUGAUGUAGAUUUCUUUUCAUGUAUGCACACUUGUUUGAACAUUGAUAGUAUAUUGAUGAAAGCUACUUCUAUUGUAUAUUAUUAUCUAAAUACCUUGCUUAUUUAUAAGAGACAGCUUUAAUAUGUUGAAUACAAUAUCUUAUUUAAUGACAAUACUUCUGAGCUAGUUCACAACAAUAAAUUAUGUUUUCAUUGAUGAAGCUCAAUAUGUCGAUAUUAUGUGCAUUUAGAUUAGAAAAAAUUAAAAAUUCAUGGAGUACAUUUAUAUAAUAUUUUGUGAUUUAAUAUAGUUUUCAUAGAAAAUAAUUUUUGUGUGUGUGUUAUAUGUAUGUAUUAAACAAAAUGCUUUAUUUUCACUAUUAAAUGAAAUACAUGUACAGCACAUGUAUCUACAUGUUCAUAUAACAUGUUCUUUUAUCAGGCUGUGUACAGUAAUAACCCUGUUCAGGUUUUCUAUGUUAUUCAGUUUUUGUGAUAUCAUUACUGUACAAAAAUACGUAGAUAAGAAGAGUAUACGUUCUGUCAUAACUUGUCAUGGUUUUUCUUUGCAGAAAGUUUUAUGUAAAGGUAAAAUAUUUGAAACAUGCAGACAUUUAUUAAAAAGGGUCAUUCUUGAA
Messenger RNA from Lytechinus pictus (painted urchin), 5846 nucleotides. Its product is annotated as polyamine-transporting ATPase 13A3-like. NCBI's taxonomy places the organism in Eukaryota, Metazoa, Echinodermata, Echinoidea, Temnopleuroida, Toxopneustidae. Gene Ontology annotation, biological process: intracellular calcium ion homeostasis; polyamine transmembrane transport. The record is from RefSeq and is a predicted model, not a curated record. Gene Ontology annotation, molecular function: ATPase-coupled monoatomic cation transmembrane transporter activity; P-type ion transporter activity; ATP hydrolysis activity. The transcript is spliced from 28 exons. Gene Ontology annotation, cellular component: late endosome membrane. The coding region runs from base 32 to 3736 and encodes 1234 amino acids.